GGAAAGUCACAUGUACACGGGGACACAGGAAAUCGGCGUUUUGGGUUAAAGCCAUGACUUGACUUUUGAAUAUAGAUGAGCCGUCUUUAUGUUUGUCCAUAUAUACCAGCCACAUUCAUACCAUAUCAUGCCAUGUACGUAGCAGCCUGUCAGAUAUUACCUAGAAAUGGAAUAUACCCGAACAAACCUUCAUCUCCCAACGAGUGCAACUAGAUCAUACACCUUCGAGAAAGAAAGAAUCGCAAAACCACUUACUCCUUCCCCAACAACUCCCGUACCUUAUUUACUUUAUCCUCAAACGACUGCUCCUUAUCGGUCCUGUACCACCCGAGAUCAGCCCUCGUCACCACAAACAACGCACGACCUGCCAAAGAGGGGUGGAAGGCGCACACAGCACCCCAACGCCCCACAAAUCAAACCCCAAAGACCAGAGGGGAAAAAAAAAAAGGAACCAACCUCGACCCAACUCUCACAUCCGUCUGGAUGCGCACAAUCCCCUGCUGAUGCAGAACCGUAUGUGCCUGUCCAAUAACCUGAUGAACUUUGUCCCAGGGCCCCUCUAAACAUGCCACACAGAGACACACAACCGUCAGCUUCGCAAUCGGACCAAUACCAGAAGGACAAACAACACAUCAUGGGCUCAGGGGUUGUGGGACUCAAUCAUUUCAUCGCAUUUCAUACCGAGGGUUGUGCCAGCGCUG
This is a messenger RNA of Aspergillus pseudotamarii, 701 nucleotides long. RefSeq lists its product as uncharacterized. Bases 167 to 532 code for a protein of 121 amino acids. Lineage: Eukaryota; Fungi; Ascomycota; Eurotiomycetes; Eurotiales; Aspergillaceae. The record is from RefSeq and is a predicted model, not a curated record. The transcript has a single exon.